GAGCGAUCGAAAGCUCUGUAUCAAGUGCUAGCGUCACGCUCCUAUUAGUUUACUUACCGCCUGUGUUCCAUUUUUUUCGUCCUUUCCCCUGUGUGCAAAGACUUCGCACUCGCAACCCCGGCAAAUUGCUUUCUUGCGAAGGCUUCUCCUCUCCCUUCUCUCUUUCACUCGCAUUCUCCUCCAUUCGCCGGCACCGAGAUGGCUAUCGAUCACGCGUCCCCUCUCGGACUGAAGAGCAGAGGCGCCAUGGGCGGGGGUGAGUGCGACGACGAGGCGGAGAACCAGCGGUGGCCGCCGUGGCUGAAGCCGCUGCUGUCCACGAGCUUCUUCGUGCAAUGCAGGAUCCACGCCGACGCGCACAAGAGCGAGUGCAACAUGUACUGCCUCGGCUGCAUGAACGGCGCGCUCUGCUCCCUCUGCCUCGCCCACCACCGCGACCACCACGCCAUCCAGAUACGGAGGUCGUCGUACCACGACGUGAUCCGGGUGUCGGAGAUACAGAAGGUGCUGGACAUCACCGGCGUGCAGACGUACAUCAUCAACAGCGCGCGCGUGGUGUUCCUCAACGAGCGGCCGCAGCCCCGCCCCGGCAAGGGCGUCACCAACACCUGCGAGGUCUGCGAGCGCAGCCUCCUUGACUGCUUCCGCUUCUGCUCGCUCGGAUGCAAAAUUGUCGGUACGUCCCGUGGCUACGGCCCCAGGAAGAAGCACGGCGGCCGUGGCGGCGGUGACGGCAGCGGUAACAAGAAGAAGAGGGCGGCGAUCAAGGACCUGGGUUCGGACUCGGAGGACUCGUUCAACAGCACCAGCGGCGGCAGCAGCGACAAGAGCAGCGUCGUGCAGAGCUUCUCGCCGUGGACUCCGCCGCCGACCUCCGCCAGCUACCGCUCCGGAAACAAGCGCCGCAAGGGCGUCCCGCACCGGUCGCCCUUCGGCAGCCUCAUCGUCGAGUUCUAGGACAAGACCCGACACAGUGUCUGUCCUGAUGGCUGAUAAACACUUCGACAGUGAACUCUGCUGUAUACAUGACAUAGCCAGGAAGGUAAUAACCGUGCGCCCCAACGGCCAUCCCUGCGCCUCUGGACGUGGAGGCCGGCCGGCGGCGCAAUGCCGGUGAAGGGCUAGAGCGGUAAGAACACACGUAGUACUGCUAUAGUUUGCUUCUUUCAGGUUCUAGUUACAGUUGCAGUUGCUAGUUACUGGCAAUAGUACCAGUAAGAUAGCUGCUGCAGUACUUACAGCCUCGUAAUCGCAUCUAAGCUUUGCAGCCUUGUACAUUGUAAUAUGCCAGUACUCUCCAUAUGGUAGAUGUAUAUAUAGAUGUAUUAUCACAAUGUGGGGUAGUAUCGUAGUAGUCAGUAAGGUGUUCGCAUGUGUAUCAGCCGUGUAAUAAAAAUAAAAAUGCUGCUCUAAUUAUGCCGGAA
This is a messenger RNA of Phragmites australis (common reed), 1424 nucleotides long. Its product is annotated as protein RGF1 INDUCIBLE TRANSCRIPTION FACTOR 1-like. Bases 199 to 957 code for a protein of 252 amino acids. The transcript is spliced from 4 exons. NCBI's taxonomy places the organism in Eukaryota, Viridiplantae, Streptophyta, Magnoliopsida, Poales, Poaceae. The record is from RefSeq and is a predicted model, not a curated record.